AUGCCCAAGGGGAUCAACACGACGAAAGCGUCGGGCGACAACCCGAACCGCAAGGUCCCGACGCGGCAGAAAGCGGCCAACAUGCGGGACAAGAGCACGAUCAAGCGGCUCAAUAUGUACCGCAAUAGUGGACCCAUCCGGAACAAGGGGGGCAAGAUCGUGGGCGGGACGCUCAUGAUGAAGAACAAGGUGGGCGGACAAGAGAUCACUAGUGCGAGUGGACGCGUGCAGCCGGACCGUCGCUGGUUUGGCAACACGCGCGUCGUGGGGCAGAAGGAGCUGGACAAGUUUCGCAACGAAAUGUCGCUGAAGACAGCCGAUCCCUACUCGGUUGUGUUGCGGACGCGGAAACUGCCCAUGGGGCUCUUGCAAGAGAGCGACAAGACGUCGCACAUGAAGCUCCUGGAGACGGAGAGCUACGACGACGUGUUUAACGGGAAGCGAGGCCGGAAACGGGCCAAAGUUGCGGCGACGGAUUACGCGUCGCUGCUCUCGAAAGCGCAGGAGAGUGCAGAGAAGUACGAGACAAAAGGGAACGAUCGCAACAUUGUGGUGGAGCAGGAGUUCAAGGACGAGGUCUCUCACGACGUGUUUAACAAGGGCCAGUCGAAACGCAUUUGGGGUGAACUGUAUAAAGUACUGGACUGCUCAGACGUGGUGAUCCAGGUGCUGGAUGCGCGAAAUGUGCCAGGCACGCGCUGUGAACACGUAGAGAAACAUAUCCGCAAGAAUGCGUCGCACAAACACUUGAUCUUUGUCAUUAACAAGUGUGAUCUCGUGCCGAAUUGGGUCACCAAACGAUGGGUGCAAAAGCUCAGUGAGACGACGCCGACGCUGGCUUUUCACGCCUCGAUGAGUAAUCCGUUUGGCAAAGGUGCACUGAUCAACUUGCUGCGUCAGUUUGCCAAGCUGCACCAGGAGAAGAAGCAGAUCUCGGUUGGCUUGAUUGGCUACCCUAACGUCGGAAAAAGCUCGGUGAUUAAUGCGCUGCGCAAGAAGAAGGUGUGCAAGGUCGCCCCAAUCCCAGGCGAGACCAAGGUGUGGCAGUACAUUACGCUCAUGCGUCGCAUCUUUCUCAUUGACUGUCCCGGUAUCGUGUACGACACGGGUGACGACGAGAUCGAGACAGUGCUCAAGGGUGUUGUUCGCGCAGAGCGUCUACCUCAGCCGACGGACUUUAUCCUCACUAUCUUGGAGCGGGUCAAGAAGGAGUUUCUCGUCAAGGUGUACGGCAUCGAGGAGUGGAAGGACGAGUGGGACUUUCUCGAGAAACUUGCAAACAAAUGUGGCAAGCUGCUUCCGAAGGGCGAGCCUGACUACAACAACGUCGCUGUGCACAUGAUUAACGAUUACCAACGCGGCAAGCUGCCGUGGUUUAUUGCCCCGCCCAUGCGUGCCGAAGAGCUCGCUGCUCUUGAGCAAAAGGGCGACGAUGCCCCGCUAAACGAAGCAGAAGCUGACAAAGAUGAGCCCGUGGUGCUGGACGAGGAGGAGAUCGACGAGGGCGAGGCGAAGGUGGAAAUAGGGACAGAAGACCCGAAGUAG
This is a messenger RNA of Peronospora matthiolae, 1545 nucleotides long. NCBI's taxonomy places the organism in Eukaryota, Oomycota, Peronosporomycetes, Peronosporales, Peronosporaceae. The record is from the annotation of a GenBank genome assembly.